ACUGCCCAGCCGCCGACUAAGUUGCAUUCCUUGAAUCUUCUUCGCAGGCAAUAAAAAAAAAAAAGACAAUUCUUUCAUCAGAGUUAGUAAUGUGGACAGUACAAAAUCGGGAGCGUUUGGGGCUUCUCUCUUUCCCUGUGAUGAUUGCCAUGGUCUGUUGUGCACACAGCGCCAACGAACCCAGCAACAUGUCAUACGUGAAGGAGACGGUGGACCGGCUGCUCAAGGGCUAUGACAUCCGCUUGCGGCCGGACUUCGGAGGGCCCCCCGUGGACGUCGGGAUGCGGAUCGAUGUGGCCAGCAUAGAUAUGGUCUCCGAAGUGAACAUGGAUUAUACACUCACCAUGUACUUCCAGCAGUCUUGGAAAGACAAAAGGCUCUCUUAUUCUGGAAUCCCACUAAACCUUACCCUGGACAACAGGGUGGCUGACCAACUCUGGGUUCCUGACACCUACUUUCUGAAUGACAAGAAGUCAUUUGUACAUGGAGUGACAGUGAAAAACCGAAUGAUCCGACUGCAUCCUGAUGGGACUGUUCUCUAUGGACUCCGGAUCACAACUACAGCUGCUUGUAUGAUGGACCUUCGAAGAUACCCUCUGGAUGAGCAAAACUGCACCCUGGAGAUUGAAAGUUAUGGCUACACCACAGAUGACAUCGAGUUUUACUGGAAUGGAGGAGAGGGAGCGGUAACUGGAGUUAAUAAAAUCGAACUUCCUCAGUUUUCAAUUGUUGAUUACAAGAUGGUGUCCAAGAAGGUAGAGUUUACAACAGGAGCCUAUCCACGGCUGUCACUGAGUUUUCGUCUAAAGAGAAACAUUGGUUACUUCAUUCUACAAACCUACAUGCCUUCUACCCUGAUUACAAUUCUGUCCUGGGUUUCUUUUUGGAUCAACUAUGAUGCAUCUGCAGCCAGAGUUGCACUAGGAAUCACCACAGUGCUGACAAUGACAACCAUCAGUACCCACCUCAGGGAGACCCUGCCAAAGAUCCCUUACGUCAAAGCAAUCGAUAUUUACCUGAUGGGUUGCUUUGUGUUUGUGUUCUUGGCUCUGUUGGAAUAUGCCUUUGUCAAUUAUAUAUUCUUUGGAAAAGGCCCUCAGAAAAAGGGAGCUGGCAAGCAAGACCAGAGUGCGAAUGAGAAGAACAAACUGGAGAUGAAUAAAGUCCAGGUGGACGCCCAUGGCAACAUUCUCCUCAGCACCCUGGAGAUCAGGAACGAGACGAGCGGCUCAGAAGUGCUCACGGGCGUGAGCGACCCCAAGGCCACCAUGUAUUCGUACGACAGUGCCAGCAUCCAGUACCGCAAACCGCUGAGCAGCAGGGAGGGGUACGGGCGCGCGCUGGACCGGCACGCGGUGCCCAGCAAGGGCCGCAUCCGCAGGCGCGCCUCCCAGCUCAAAGUCAAAAUCCCGGACUUGACUGAUGUGAACUCCAUUGACAAGUGGUCCCGAAUGUUUUUCCCCAUUACCUUUUCUCUCUUCAAUGUCGUCUACUGGCUUUACUAUGUACACUAAGAUCUGCCCAAUGGUUUGGUUGAGACUACUUUUUCUUCUCUUGUUUAUUAACCCCACAGGUCCCAACAGCGAUACUGCUGUGCUUUUUGAGGUAAGAGAUUCAGCCAUCCAAUUGGUUUUUGAGUCUUGCAUAUCGAUUUUAUUAUUACACCGUGUUUACUUCAAAAACAA
This is a messenger RNA of Dipodomys spectabilis (banner-tailed kangaroo rat), 1685 nucleotides long. It is a transcript of the gene Gabrb1, whose product is annotated as gamma-aminobutyric acid type A receptor subunit beta1. The transcript is spliced from 9 exons. Gene Ontology annotation, molecular function: extracellular ligand-gated monoatomic ion channel activity; GABA-A receptor activity; neurotransmitter receptor activity. Gene Ontology annotation, biological process: regulation of membrane potential; signal transduction; monoatomic ion transmembrane transport. NCBI's taxonomy places the organism in Eukaryota, Metazoa, Chordata, Mammalia, Rodentia, Heteromyidae. Gene Ontology annotation, cellular component: synapse; GABA-A receptor complex; membrane. Bases 90 to 1514 code for a protein of 474 amino acids. The record is from RefSeq and is a predicted model, not a curated record.